GCAUUUACACAUUGAAGCUUUUGAUUGGUUGCCUAGAAAAGCGGCUGACUAGCCGUGUGAUCUGUCCAAUUUAGCCGAAAAUUUCGCGAAAAUAUUAAAAUGAUCAAAUAAAACAAGUGGUUAACGUUUAUUCAAAGGGCCCAAGUUAAUGCAUCGAACAUGCUGUCGAGAUUGUUAGGAGAAUUUCUUUUAUUUCUCGUACAUUUGAUUGUAAACGUACUUGUUGCUGUUCAGAAUGUUUAUCACCAAUUUUGGGCUAAGAGGGAUGAUUUACCAACGUGUGAGCUGACGAAGAGGGACAUCAGUGUUGUCAUGGAACAUGUGCCAAGAUUGAGAAAGAAGUUGCAUCAUCUGGUGGUGCUGGCCCACACGGAGUACCACUCUCUCAACGAUCUAGCACGAGUUGUGAUCUGGAGUCUCGUGGCCGGGAUACCGUACGUCAGCUUCUAUGACGUCACAGGUAAUCUAAAGCAAGAUGAGGAAAAACUGUUUCAUAAAAUUGAACAGCACAAGAAAGGUGUUCCUGGCUAUAUUAAAUGGGCAAAUAAACCAGAUUUAAAUGGUUAUACCAAUGGUAUAAAUGCGCACACAGUGAUUGUCAAUGUAUUUAAUUCUUGUGACGGAAGACCCAAAAUCGCGCAGUGCGUGAGUCAAAUUUCUGGAGAGAAUAGUAGUAUAGAAAACUUUAAAGAACUCACAGUAGAAGAAUUGAAUUAUAGACUUAACCUCAUGUACCCUUCCAUUCCAGACCCAGAUUUAGUUAUUUAUACAGGACCAGUGUGCCGUACAAGUGGUUUUCUACCAUGGCAAAUUAGGCUAACAGAAUUUAUACAGUUAUCGUUAGACCAUAGUGUAAAUGUUAAGAAUUAUAUAGGUGCUCUGUAUAAGUAUAAUAAAUGUGAUCAAAGGUUUGGUAAAUGAAAGUUUGUAACUAACUAGUGCUAGGCCUAAGUGUUAUGGUUAGGUAAUUAUUUAUUAUUUUAACAUCCCAUAUAGCAAUUGAAAUUAAAUAUCACAAAUUAUGGCAACAAGUUAAAUUAUUAGAAAACUUUUUUAAACUAAUAUGCAUGGCCUUAUUGUCGUCAGUUCAGUAAUACUAAGUA
Cydia amplana is the source of this 1103-nucleotide messenger RNA. It is a transcript of the gene Tango14, whose product is annotated as dehydrodolichyl diphosphate synthase complex subunit nus1. The transcript has 2 exons. The coding region runs from base 160 to 921 and encodes 253 amino acids. The record is from RefSeq and is a predicted model, not a curated record. Gene Ontology annotation, cellular component: dehydrodolichyl diphosphate synthase complex; endoplasmic reticulum membrane. Lineage: Eukaryota; Metazoa; Arthropoda; Insecta; Lepidoptera; Tortricidae. Gene Ontology annotation, molecular function: ditrans,polycis-polyprenyl diphosphate synthase [(2E,6E)-farnesyl diphosphate specific] activity.